Stegastes partitus (bicolor damselfish) is the source of this 498-nucleotide messenger RNA. NCBI's taxonomy places the organism in Eukaryota, Metazoa, Chordata, Actinopteri, Pomacentridae. The record is from RefSeq and is a predicted model, not a curated record.
AUGACUGCCAGGGGCGUUGGCACCAAGACCCAGACAGGAGGACCCCCACACCAAGGUGGGGAGCCCCCCAACCAGCCGGGCCAAAGGGACCCGUGGACAAAAGAACGUAAGAAGGAAAAUAAAAGUGACGAGAAGGCCAAAGAGGAGAAAGAGGAACUGUUCUCCCUCCGUGAAGAAACCCGGCGAACGGAGGAAAAGAGCAAAGAGCUCCAGGAGGAAAACAACCUCCUGGAAGAAGACACUGCACACCUCCGAGAGCAAAUGGUGGCGCUGGAGGGAAAAUAUCAGGAGGUGGAGGAGGAGGAGAAGACAGUCCUGGAGCUGGACAACCAGGAGCUCCAAGAUCUCCUGGUCAACAAAUCAAAGUGGAGACUUUUCAAGAGGCUGUCAGAGGGGGAGAAACAAAAGCUGAAAGAACUGAAAGAAAAGAAAAAGAAGGAACAGAAAGAGAAGAAAGAGAGAGAGAGAGCUGAAAGAAAAAAAAAAGAACAGAAAGAG